Messenger RNA from Leptopilina heterotoma, 1178 nucleotides. Its product is annotated as dynein regulatory complex protein 10-like. The record is from RefSeq and is a predicted model, not a curated record. Gene Ontology annotation, molecular function: protein binding. NCBI's taxonomy places the organism in Eukaryota, Metazoa, Arthropoda, Insecta, Hymenoptera, Figitidae. The transcript has 8 exons. The coding region runs from base 84 to 1178 and encodes 364 amino acids.
GGUUCAACAGUAUAAACAUUUAAUUCUAUUUUCUAUUAUUAAAUACUUUCGUUUUUAAAAAAUAAGUUUUAGUUUGUGAUAAAAUGUUCGAAGAGCAAAAUCACGAAGAAGCGAUUUUAAGAUUAAUGAGAAUUUUAAAGGACUUCUCACUUAAAAUUGAAAUAGCGAUGUGUCUUUCAGAAAUUUACAAAGAGGAGAAAUUUAUGAGAAUUCUAAAACCAAGUGAACAGCAGUUGUUUGAAAACAUUUACGACUCAUACACUUUUUUACAAAAACAUGGAGAACGAGAAAUUUUUCAAGAAGGAUGCAUCAGUGUUGAUUCAAAACUAACAUUAUUAUUGGAGGUUUUAUCUCAUUAUCCAAGAAUUGGCAAAUUAACAAAAAAAUUUCUAGAAAAUGCGCCAACUCGAAUAAAAAAUUUAAUUAAAUGCGUGAAUAUAUUUAAUGACAUUGUUGAGGAACGAAUAAGAACCACUCCAAGUGAGGAAAGAAAAUAUAAAUUAAAACUAAGAAAUGCAUCAGCAGUCCUUGAAAAAGCGAAAAUCGAACUUGAACCUUUAAAAAUAACCCUAGAUGAGCAAAGAAAUAAACAUUUAGAAUUUGUCAAAGGAAUUUCAGAAGAAAUUGACAAAUGUGAAAAACUUAUCGAACAGACACAAACUGAACACAAGAGAAGUAUAACAAAAAUUGUAAAUGAUUCAGAAUCAGUAAUGGUUAGCACAUAUCUAGAAAUGCGAGAAAAGCAGGAAACCAUAAAAAAUCAAAUUGAGAUUCACGAAGAGGAAUACAAGAAAUUAUUGGAUGAGUGCGCAAGCCGCGAGAAAAUUCUCCACGAAGCCCAUUUGAAAUCUCAGAAACAAUUAAUGUCUUCGCUCAUAAAUUAUGAUGCAAACAUUAAAGCACUUCAUUUGUCAAAAGUGGAAUUAUCUUCAAAUUUAAAUAAACUCAUAAUGGAAUUUAAGGAUUUGCAAGAUGCUUAUAAUGUACAAGCAACAUCUUAUGCAAUAUUGAAACAGGAAAAAGAGGAAGCCUUAAUGAAAGCAUUUGCCGAGAAAAUGGAAAAUUUCUCCAGUAACAGAGCAGCGAAAAUUAUACAAAGAACAUGGAGGGAGUAUCGUAUUAGAAUGGCAUCAAAAAGGAAAAAGAAAUUAAAAAAGAAUAAAACUCCACGACGAUAA